AUGAAUUACAAUUUGGUUCUAGUGUUGUGCCUUCAUGUUACUUCAAUACACAGUGUACCAAUGAGGAUGCAGCUUAUGCCACUGCAAUACGGGAUGCAGCAACAAAACCCGCUGUUACAGAUACAAAACCCGUUUUUUAGACAGGCGGCAAAUAAUUUUCAACCUCCAUUUAUGUAUCCUCAACAACCAAUAAUACUUCUCCUACCAAACUUAGCUCCGAACGCAGAAAUUGAUGAUAGAUAUACCAAGCUAAAUGAAGAAGAAAACAGAAAUAAACUGAAAGCCAAUACAGGGCAUAUAGACGAAAAGAAAGAUGCAGUGAUACUGGAUGCUGAUUACAAUUCAGAAGAAACUGAUUCUAAACAAGCAAUGAUGUUUAUGCCGAAUGAUCCAAGAUUCUCAAUCGGCUCCAUCAUCUCUCUCAUACCCUUCCUGCCUAUAGAGAUAAACGUACCUGAUACUAUUAACUGGAUUUCUACUCUGUUACCUGGAUGGUUCGGUAGACCGGGCCAAAAGCCUGAAAACUCUAUGAGAUUGUCAAGUAAAGGCCCUUUACCAAUUUUAGUUUUACCUGCACCAAUGAUGACACAGAUUUAA
Molecule: messenger RNA, 597 nt
Organism: Arctia plantaginis
Lineage: Eukaryota; Metazoa; Arthropoda; Insecta; Lepidoptera; Erebidae
Source: the annotation of a GenBank genome assembly